This is a messenger RNA of Ruditapes philippinarum (Manila clam), 518 nucleotides long. RefSeq lists its product as uncharacterized. The transcript has 4 exons. The record is from RefSeq and is a predicted model, not a curated record. The coding region runs from base 100 to 489 and encodes 129 amino acids. NCBI's taxonomy places the organism in Eukaryota, Metazoa, Mollusca, Bivalvia, Venerida, Veneridae.
GCAGUGAACGUGCAGAUAAUAUGAUAGAUAAGAAAAGGACGGACAUGACUGUGUUACAUUUACAUAAUAAGUGGUGCCAAAAUAACUUCAUAAUUUAAAAUGAAGUUGUGUCUGGUAGUUUUUAUUUAUUUGCUUGACACAGUGAACUCUCAGAAUUGUGUAUACUCUGGCCAUUGCGCAGCAGAUGUUUGUCCAGCCGGAAGUGCUGUCCACUGCCUAGACACACGCUGCAAAUGUCUGACACUCACAGGGGCUAUACCAUCUUCAACAUGCACACAAAGGUCUGAUUGUCCUCUUGGAGCUUGUCCGGUCGGAAAUAUCAUGCACUGUCUAGAUGGGCACUGUAAAUGCAUAGUUGAUGCGGUAAGCAUGUGCCAUAAAGAUGAUGAUUGUGUUGCCUCCCAUAACAACGUCAAGGAGUGUGGACCACCUGGAGGUGACGGCAACUGGGAAUGCCAUCACAAACUUUGCCAAUGUGCUCAUGAUUAAUGUCGAUAAAAUUAAUUGCAGUUCAUAGA